Messenger RNA from Pipistrellus nathusii (Nathusius's pipistrelle), 357 nucleotides. NCBI's taxonomy places the organism in Eukaryota, Metazoa, Chordata, Mammalia, Chiroptera, Vespertilionidae. The record is from the annotation of a GenBank genome assembly.
AUGUGUAUGACACUGUUUGGAAAGCUGCAGUAUCUCUCUUCCUCAGUCCAGAGUCCGUUAGAGAGUGAAACCUGGGGCUUAGAGAGUUGCCAGGCCCCACUCUCGGGUCAGUGGACAGAGCUUGGCCCUGUCCCGCCCAGGAGCUGCCCGUGGAGCUGCAGUGGGACUGAGGGCCGGCAGGGCCUGGGGAGGCUAGAUCCCACUUCCUCUGAACGAUCGGCUUCCAGAAAAAGCGAUGUUAGAUCUGUUUACCAGAUCCUCCCGCUCACCCAGAGGGGCAGGGGACGCCGGGCCUCUGAGGAGGGGGGUCUGCCUGGCUCCCAGGUCAUUGGCCGCCCCGGACCCCUGUCCCUCUGA